Messenger RNA from Phycodurus eques (leafy seadragon), 2571 nucleotides. Its product is annotated as cyclic nucleotide-gated cation channel alpha-3-like. Lineage: Eukaryota; Metazoa; Chordata; Actinopteri; Syngnathiformes; Syngnathidae. The record is from RefSeq and is a predicted model, not a curated record. Gene Ontology annotation, cellular component: plasma membrane; intracellular cyclic nucleotide activated cation channel complex. Gene Ontology annotation, biological process: monoatomic cation transmembrane transport. The transcript has 9 exons. Gene Ontology annotation, molecular function: cGMP binding; protein-containing complex binding; intracellularly cGMP-activated cation channel activity. The coding region runs from base 406 to 2259 and encodes 617 amino acids.
UCCUUUUCUCUUUGAGUCUCCUGCCUCUCCCACCUGACUCCUUCCCCCAUCCUUCUCUGGGAAGUAACAGAGUGGAUGAACAUAAAGGGACUAAUCAGCAGCAGGACAAGAUCGCUACAAUUUGGAAGUGUUUUUUGUUUGGUUUUACUUCCUUAACAGAUAAUAUAUAACACCAGAAUUUCUGAUGUGAAUAGAGUCAUUCAGAACUAGGAGCAAAUAUGGAAUUACUGCAGACUGCACUCUGAGUCUUCAUAACCAUCAUCGCUAAAAUAAAGGUGUGGCGAUACCGACAUUCAAUUGCCGCACAAUCCCGGCCCGAAUGUGUAAGAAGAUAUUCUUCCCAACAGCAUCAUUCUUCAGUUUAGCAGCUUGAAUCAGACGACCUGAAAACAUUUUUAAUAGCUGAUGGACAUCCAGAAUCAGAACUCCUUCGCAAGGACAGGCCCACUAUACAGGCUGGCUCACAUGAUGCGCUCUGGUCCUAACAGAAGCAGACCUACAGAGUUCAGUAUGAGCUACUGUAGAACAAAGAACAUGAGGAAGAGUCAUUUUCUUUGGCCAUUGGCUGAACAGAACAUGAACAACUGCAACAACAAUGAUGGCAAAAAAGAUGACAAGAAAGAAGAACCCAAAAAUGAGAAGAAAGCAGAACCUAAGAAAGAUGACAAGAAAGAUGAGAAAAAGGAAGAACCAAAAGAGGUGUGGAUCAUGGACCCUGCCACAGAUACAUACUACUACUGGUUAUGGACCAUAUCCAUCCCUGUCUUCUACAAUCUGAUGUUGCUGGUGGCCAGGGCUUGCUUCAAUGAGCUGCAGAACAACAACACAAUAUUGUGGCUAGUGUUGGACUACACCUCAGAUUUUCUCUACUUUACUGACAUUUUUGUGAGGGCCAGAACAGGUUUCUUGGAGCAAGGGCUGCUUGUACGAGACGCGAAGAUUCUGAAGGAAAAGUACAUGAAAACACGUCAGUUUCGACUGGACAUCAUAUCCGUGAUUCCCACUGAUAUUGUAUUCAUCAAAAUUGGAAUGCACAAUCCUGAGUGGAGGUUUAAUCGCCUCUUUAGGUUGGCUCGGCUCUUUGAAUUCUUCGACCGAACAGAGACUCGCACCAAUUUCCCAAACAUCUUUCGGAUCGCUAAUCUUGUACUUUACAUCAUCAUCAUCAUCCACUGGAAUGCUUGCAUCUAUUUUGCCAUCUCCAAGGUCCUUGGGUUUGGCUCAGACACAUGGGUCUAUCCACCAAUGAGGAAUGCAGAAUUUCAACAUCUCACCAGGCAGUACAUCUACUGCUUAUAUUGGUCCACAAUGACCUUGACCACUAUUGGGGAGACACCACCCCCAGUCCGUGAUAUUGAGUACUUUUUUGUUGUGGCUGACUUCCUCACCGGAGUUUUGAUCUUUGCUACAAUCGUAGGCAACGUUGGUGCCAUGAUAUCCAAUAUGAAUGCCGCUCGAGUGGAGUUCCAGGCCAAAAUAGACUCCAUCAAGCAGUACAUGCAGUUCCGGAAGGUGACGAAAGACCUUGAGGCCCGAGUGGUCAAGUGGUUUGAUUACUUGUGGACGGAGGCGAAAACGUGUGACGAAAAGCAGGUGCUCAAGAACCUUCCGGAUAAGCUCAAGGCUGAGAUUGCCAUCAACGUUCAUCUGGAAACCUUGAAGAAGGUGCGAAUUUUUCAAGAUUGCGAGGCAGGUUUGCUUGUGGAGUUGGUCCUCAAACUUCAACCCCAAGUCUUUAGUCCGGGUGACUACAUCUGCAAGAAGGGGGACAUUGGGAGGGAAAUGUACAUAAUCAAGGCAGGAAAGUUAGCGGUGGUGGCAGAAGAUGGGGUCACUCAGUUUGUUGUCCUCAGUGAUGGAGCCUACUUUGGAGAAAUCAGCAUUUUGGGCAUCAAGGGGAGUAAGGCAGGGAAUCGAAGAACGGCCAACAUCCGAAGCGUGGGUUACUCUGACCUGUUUGCCUUAUCCAAGGAUGACCUGAUGGAGGCGCUCACAGAGUACCCUGACGCUAAGAAUGUACUGGAAGAUAAGGGACGGGCCAUCCUCAUGAAAGACAACCUCAUUGAUGAGUCGCUUGUCGCAGCUACCGACGCCAAAGACUUCGAAGCAAAAGUGAAAGUGGUCGAGGCGAGCUUGGAAGUCAUGAUGUUCAAACUGAAGAAGCUGACGGAACAUCAUGAAUCAUCGCAGCGCAAGCUCAAACAACGGCUCUGUAAUUUGACAAACCAGGUCCGAACCCUCCAAGUAGCAGACGAGUAACGUGGGCUUGGUGCUUCUUUCACUUAGCAACUGCUCUUCAGACAGACUGUUGAUCCCACAAAUAGCUCAUUUUCAUAAUAAAGGCUAUACAUGCUUAAUAUGCAUCUCAACUUCAUUAUAUACUGUAUUUGGGAGAAUAGGUAUGCUAUGAGGCCUCAUGGCCACGCUUGUCCUUUACCAUUAUGACACCAAACACAAAGUAUGUACUGAUAUAUUGUAUCUACUGUACAUAUCGUAUACAGUUCCCAGAAAAAAUGUGAACCCUUUGGCAUUACCUGGGUUUCUGCAUAUUGGUCACAAAAUAUGAUCAGA